Messenger RNA from Balaenoptera acutorostrata (minke whale), 2137 nucleotides. RefSeq names its product ER membrane protein complex subunit 8 (gene EMC8). The transcript is spliced from 5 exons. The record is from RefSeq and is a predicted model, not a curated record. NCBI's taxonomy places the organism in Eukaryota, Metazoa, Chordata, Mammalia, Artiodactyla, Balaenopteridae. Gene Ontology annotation, cellular component: EMC complex. Bases 316 to 948 code for a protein of 210 amino acids.
GGGGGCCGCCGCGAACGUCGUAAAACGCAGAGCUGGGCUGCUUUCCGGCGGCCGCUGGGAGACCGCUUUUCGGCGGCGCCCGGCGAGAGGCAUGAGGGGAGUCUGACGUGGGCUCCUCCGUCUCUCCCGGAGGGAAGCCGGCGUCGAGAGGAGCCGAGCCCGAGCGGGGCCUGGCCUGUGGGGGCCUCCGCCAGCCGCGCGACCGCACCAGGCAGCCGCCGCCUCGUCCCACUUCUCCCCUGAGGCGCCGCGCGGCCGGGCAGCGGAUCCAGGCCUCGGCCGGCGCCGGGCCUCCGGGGCCCUCCCGGGCUCAGCAUGCCCGGGGUGAAGCUGACCACCCAGGCCUACUGCAAGAUGGUGCUGCACGGCGCCAAGUACCCGCACUGCGCCGUCAACGGACUGCUGGUGGCCGAGAAGCAGAAGCCGCGCAAGGAGCACCUUCCUCUGGGCGGCCCGGGUGCCCACCACACCCUCUUCGUGGACUGUAUACCCCUCUUCCACGGCACCCUGGCCCUCGCCCCCAUGCUGGAGGUGGCCCUCACCCUGAUUGAUUCAUGGUGCAAAGAUAAUAGCUAUGUGAUUGCUGGUUAUUAUCAAGCUAACGAACGAGUAAAGGAUGCCAGUCCAAACCAGGUUGCAGAAAAGGUGGCCUCCAGAAUCGCCGAGGGCUUCAGCGACACGGCUCUCGUCAUGGUAGACAACACUAAGUUCACGAUGGACUGUGUGGUACCCACAAUCCAUGUGUACGAACACCACGAAAACAAAUGGCGCUGCAGAGACCCUCACUAUGAUUACUGUGAAGACUGGCCAGAGGCCCAGAGGAUCUCGGCAUCACUCCUGGAUAGCCGGUCCUAUGAAACGCUCGUGGAUUUUGAUAACCAUCUGGAUGACAUUCGGAAUGACUGGACAAAUCCAGAGAUCAAUAAAGCUGUUCUGCACCUGUGUUAGGGAGGGAUUUCAGUGACUGGUCUCUGGGCAUUUCCACUACACUGAAGAAGAAAAGCUAUUUUUAAAUGUAAAUAAAAUAUCUCAUAGCCUGUGUGGAAAGCCGGCAGUUUUCAGAAGUGGCACGUGCCUUGAAAGAGGGCAGAAUGUCCCAUCAGUCAUCUUUCUAAUGCAGAGCCUCGAGAACAGGCAUAGACUGUCCCAUCUGAUCAUCCCUGUGGAGUCCUUCCCAGUUGUACGUUGCUAUAAUUCUUCAAAUCAAAGCUAUUUCCGCUUGUCCAAGAUUGUUCCUAUUAAACAGUUUUAACUAACCUUUUAUAAUCUGGAGGAAUACUUUUUAAGGCUUAUGAACUAUAUUUAAAAAAAAAAAAAAAAAAAGGCCCAGAUCUUAUACCCGAAUGAGAGUGUUUGUGAGUUUUCAUCCUGUUUGAGUUAGUAUCAUCCAGACCUGGGAUUGGGCAGGCACGUGGUGUGCCAGUGCCGAGCAGUUCUUGAGAGCCGUGUGCUGGUGUCAGCGCUCAGGAGGCUGCAGCUACGCCCCCGCCCCCCGCGGUCACGCUUCCGUAGCUGCCACGACUCUACACGUGGGAAUAACGCCACAGUUGCCUGAGAAACCUUCAUCGUUAAGGGUAAAAACAAACAUUGUUGGGAAGGCAGCUUGGAUGGGAGCACAGUGUAAUAAUCCUCAACCAGAAAGCUUGUAAACCUGUGGAACCAAAAGAAAAGCGGAACCAUGCCAAGAUUAUCUUAAAAAGGCAAGAAUCGGUCCUAACUCCUGACUGACUUGCAUGAUUAUCCAAAUGGUUCUAAUUUACGUCUUCAAAACAAUUAUUUUUUUGGUAUUUGAAGCAACAAAAGCAGAACAAAAGUUAGGGUCCCGGAGUUUUACAGUGCACUGUCUGUAAUCAUUAUACUUGAAACAAUCAGUCAAGCUUUUUAACCCAGUCGUAGGAAACUGAUGGGGAAACUUUAUGGUCCCAUUACAUCUUUUUCUUUUUUACAUGAAUUAUUUCACGCAGAGUUCAGAGAACUGUACCUUUGCUACUGUCGUUUUUUGGACUACAUGAAGGAAAUUUGUAACAAUCAGAUAAUCUGUUGAAAAGGUUUAUGACACAGCAUUCACAAUUUUCUCUUAAUAAGUAGGAAACAUUUCAGCAUUGCUUACAAUAGAUGUGCUUUAUUUGGUCCACCA